CUGCUCGACCCGCGUGGACAGUGGCCGGUAUAUGACAACUAUUUUGACCACUUGGAUUAAAGAUACAACGUCGAGGGACGCGUCUCAUUUGAGAACUCCGAAGCAGGUCCGACAAUGGAUUUCGAUGCGAUCCUUGAAGACGUGGGUGAAUUCGGACGCUACCAGAAGCUGGUGAUCUACUUCAUCCUGCUGCCCGCGGUGAUCCCGUGCGGCUUCCACGCCUACGCGCAGCUCUUCAUGGCGGCAGAUGUCCAGCAUUGGUGCAGGGUGCCCGAGCUGGAGGCGCUUGAGGAUCCAGAGCUAGCUAGGAACAUUAGUAUACCACUGGAACUAAAGAACGAGCAGCUGGAGUACUCCUCUUGUACCAUGUACAAUCUGAACUACACCGACAUUGUGAGCAACUACCCGAAUAUAGAAGACAAUCAGGAUAAGCAGGUGGAGACCAUACCCUGCUCAGAUGGUUGGGUUUACGAAAUGAACACUUACAAAAAUACCGUUGUUAUCGAGUGGAACUUGGUAUGCAACAAGGAUUUUUACCCAACCCUCGGGCUGGUACUGCUCGCCGUCGGAGGCAUCAUAGGCAACUACAUCUUCGGCUACCUCCAAGACACGUUGGGAAGGAAGCCCUCCUUCUUCAUCUACCUGGCCAUUGAGUGUGUCUUCGGAGUGGCCACAGCGUUCGCUCAAAACUACUUGGUGUGGAUAAUCUAUAGAUUUGGCGUAGGAUUCACCGUUCCUGCUAUUAUGGCCACACCUUACGUUUUGGCGAUAGAACUAGUGGGUCCGAAAUGCCGAACUCUGUGUACCAUCCUGUCUAACAUUGCGUAUUCCCUGGGCCUCAUCCUGUUAGCUGGCCUGGUCUACUUGGUCAGAGACUGGCGACACCUGGCCUUGGCUAGUACUCUGCCUUUUGUCUGCUUCUUCCUCUACAUCUGGCCAAUGCCUGAAAGUCCACGUUGGUUGUUGGCGAGGGGACAGUUUGAGAAGGCUGAAGUUAUUUUGAAGAAUAUGGCCAGGAUCAAUGGCAAAUCCUUACCCGCAAACUACAUGGUGCACUUGCGACGCAAGUACGAAUCUGACAAGCUAAAACAAGAUCUAGAAAAGGAGAAGUCGCGAAAAUAUGGAAUAUUAGACCUCUUCAGAACACCCAAUUUACGGAAGAAAACCAUCAUCAUAACUUUUAUAUGGUUUACAAACACGAGCGUGUAUGUUGGACUAUCGUACUAUGCUCCAGUUUUGGGAGGGGAUGAGUUUCUGAACUUCUUUCUAGCUGGUAUCGUGGAGUUACCCACAUAUAUGUUCCUGUGGCCAUCUAUGGAACGGUUGGGCAGACGCUGGACUUUAUGCAUGAGUAUGGUGGUCGGUGGUGUUGCUUGUUUGACCACAUUUUUGGUACAACAUGAAACCAAUGUAACCUUAGCUCUAUACUGCGUGGGUAAGAUGGGCAUAUCGUCCGCGUUCGUCGUGUUACCAUUGAUGGCGUCGGAACUGUAUCCCACGGUUGUCAGGGGACUCGGCAUGAGUCUGAGCUCUGUGCUCGGCAUGCUUGGACCUAUUUUCAUCCCACUAGUAAACUAUCUGGGUUCUGACAUAAUGGUUCUACCCCUAAUCAUAAUGGGAGCAUUGCUGGUAGCCGGUGGCAUCGCGAGCUUGCUUCUCCCUGAAACCCUCAACCAACAUCUACCACAGACCCUAGAAGAUGGUGAGAGAAUGGGCCUCGAUACAGACUUCUGCUGCAGUCCACCAGUCAAAGAAACCAAAGUCGAGGAAGAAAAGAAACAAGCCAACUGUAAAGAUUGCAACGCGUUGUGUUCGUGCCAAAUGGUGAAUGUGACUUUAAAUGAGGAUGUGGCUGUUAUUGAUAAGAGUAAUGAAAAAAUUGAAUUUAUGGUAUUAAAAUAAAGGAUUGUACAAAACCUGCUAUAAAAUUAUUAUUAUUGCACCCU
Maniola jurtina (meadow brown) is the source of this 1946-nucleotide messenger RNA. Its product is annotated as beta-alanine transporter. The coding region runs from base 115 to 1902 and encodes 595 amino acids. The record is from RefSeq and is a predicted model, not a curated record. NCBI's taxonomy places the organism in Eukaryota, Metazoa, Arthropoda, Insecta, Lepidoptera, Nymphalidae. Gene Ontology annotation, biological process: transmembrane transport. The transcript has 8 exons. Gene Ontology annotation, molecular function: transmembrane transporter activity. Gene Ontology annotation, cellular component: membrane.